AUGGCGUCGAAUAGGUUACCACAAACACAGCGUCCAUUGCACAUAUCGACUGAUUACUCUGACCGAGGAGAUGGUUCAGACGGAUUACAAUCUGAAGGUUCACCUACAGUCAUUUCUCCUGGCUCUUCGAGAAAUCUUAUACCGCAGCAGCGAGGUUCAGUCGCCUCCAACAUGCGGCCUGGAAAUUAUCGCUCAUCAUUGAUCGCUGAAUCCUCCGAAAUGCUUGUACCGCCAUCACGGCCACGUGGGGCGCGAUCAUAUCAAUAUCUUGAUUCACCAAUAGAUAGUCCAUCUCGAACUUUUUCAGCCAUAUCAUCACGAAGAGGGAGUUUUGAUUCCACGGGAAGCAGAGAGAGUCGGCACGGCCCAUUUGGAUCGCCCUUCGACGAUUCAAGAGCACCAUCAAGAGCUGGGAGUGAUGAUGAUAACCUAAACACCCAGACAGUAUCAGAAAAAUACAAUAUAAUGCCGUCGGCAGGCCUCUUACUAUUUCCUGAAGAUGUGGAAAAAGACGACUGGCUUCAUAAUCCAGAUCCCAGCGAUAAAGAUCGAGACCAAUGUGAUAUCUUUACUAAGCGUGGAAUGGCAAAUCUAGGUGGGUUGAUAUUUAUAUGCUUGGGAGUGCUUGCUUUGUUUGUUGGGUACCCCGUGCUAACCUUCGUGCGCUCAAUUGUUGAUCCGACAUCAGGAGCAUGCGCUGCAAGUCCGAUCUGUCUGUCUGAUAAGAUGGCCCUGCUCAAAAACCAGAGAACUGGUCUAAUUGACCCCGAUACACCCAAAUCUUUCCACUCUAAAACAUCGCACGAUGGCAGGAAGCUUAACCUUGUAUUUUCUGAUGAGUUCAACAAAGACGGGCGCACAUUUUACGACGGUGAUGACGCUUACUUUGAAGCAGUAGAUAUUUGGUACGGUGUAACACAGGACCUCGAAUGGUAUGAUCCAGAUGCAGUCAGUACAGCCAACGGAACGCUUAACCUAAGAUUUGAUGCUUUCCAAAGUCACAACCUCAACUAUCGUUCUGGUAUGGUACAGUCUUGGAACAAACUAUGUUUUAAGGGAGGCCGAUUAGAAGCCAGUAUUUCUCUUCCUGGGAGAGGUGAUAUUCAAGGCUUUUGGCCAGGUUUCUGGGCAAUGGGAAACUUGGGAAGGCCAGGGUACCCCGCAACCACAGACGGAACAUGGCCUUACAGUUAUUGGGAUAAAUGUGACGCAGGUAUUACCCCAAAUCAGAGCCAAUCUGAUGGUAUCAACCUAUUGCCAGGCAUGAGGUUACCCGCCUGCACCUGUUCUCACGAAGAUCACCCUUCGCCCGGAAAGUCUAGAUCCUCCCCCGAAAUUGAUGCUCUCGAGGCUAGCAGUGGCUUCCUCGGUCCAGGAGAAUAUGGAGGCGCCACAGGCGUGGCUUCGCAGUCAUUCCAAGCUGCUCCUUUUGACAUAUUCUACCAACCCGACUACCAGUAUAUUGAGAUCUAUGAUCACAACGUGACUGGUAUGAAUGUUUAUCGUGGUGGACCCUACCAGGAAGCUUUAUCAGGCGUGACGUGGCUUAAUAACGAUUGGUACGAUGGAAAUGGGUACCAAGUUUAUGGCUUCGAAUACACCCCUGGCUCAAAAGGGGACGUGAGCUGGUUUGUUGGUGACGACUACACCUUUAAGAUUGACCCCCGCUCUACUCGACCAAACGGAAACGUUGGGCAGCGAGUUAUUCCAGAAGAGCCUAUGGCAAUCGUAAUGAACUUUGGCAUGUCAAAUAGCUUUGCCACUGUUUUCUUACACAAUCUGGCCCAGCUCAUGCCCGCAACCAUGAGAAUCGAUUACAUUCGUAUCUACCAGGGUGAAGGUGAUGAAUUAACAUGUGACCCAGAAGGCUAUCCUACUACGAAAUAUAUUAAAACUCACCCUGAACCUUACAAGAACCCAAAUCUGACUCUCUGGUCCGAUACAGGCUACAACUGGCCGAAAAAUAGUCUACUCCAUGACUGUACAUGA
Messenger RNA from Blumeria graminis f. sp. triticale, 1989 nucleotides. The record is from the annotation of a GenBank genome assembly. Lineage: Eukaryota; Fungi; Ascomycota; Leotiomycetes; Helotiales; Erysiphaceae.